UCGUUCUUGAACAGCUCAUUCCUACUUUAUUGUUCAUUCGGACUGAACCGUUUCAAUUCUUAUCUGCGGGUUAUCUGUCUUAUGAAAUUACACUCCUUCUUCGAGUAAGAAAACCAUUGCCGUUUUGAAAGUUAGUCGUCGAAGUUUUGAAAUCUUGAAAGAGGUCCAGCGGCGGAACCAGUAUCGAGGAAAAUGGGAAAUCGUUCUUCUUUGCUUUUGAGAGAGGAGGAAAUCGCAGAAAUAGAAGAGGAAACCGGCUUUACACCAAACCAAAUUGAAAGGCUAUAUAGCAGAUUUACAAGUUUGGACAGAGGGGACUGCGGUACACUUAGCAGAGAUGAUUUUCUAAGGAUUCCAGAGCUAGCAAUCAACCCACUUGGUGAAAGAAUUGUGCAUGCCUUUUUCGAUGAGAGUGGAAAUGACAGAGUAAAUUUUCGACAGUUUAUGCAAGUCUUAGCCUGUUUCAGGCCUAUAAAACAAAUGACAGAUAACAGGCUUAAUUCGAGGGAACAGAAAUUAAAAUUUGCUUUCAAGAUGUAUGAUCUUGACAAUGAUGAUCUUAUAUCACGAGAUGAGUUGUUAGCUGUGUUGCACAUGAUGGUUGGAGCCAACAUAAGUGAGGAACAGCUCACAUCGAUUGCUGAAAGAACAAUUCUCGAAGCUGAUCAGAACGGUGAUCAAAUGAUAUCGUUCGAUGAAUUUUGUAAAGCCCUAGAAAGAACAGACGUCGAACAGAAAAUGUCCAUUAGGUUUCUAAACUAGGUUUGCCUAAACCUUGAAGUUGUAGAUUUUGGAUAAAAUAUAAACCUAAUUCUCAAAUGAAAUAGAUAUUUGGUGGAACCAUUUGGGAUUUUCAACAUUCGUGUUGUGUUUUAGAAAAAAGUUUUUUUUUUAAGUCAUAAUUUAUUUUUACAUGUAUUUAUAUGUUAUACAAAGCAUUUGUUAUUAAUUAUUUGAAAUUGUUGUGAAAUCAUUCCUUGAAACAUUUCAAAUAAAUUGUUAAAAGUUGUGCUACUUAAUUUGAAGGAUUUUGUUUUUAUAGUUACAAGCAUAAUUUAAUUUUUGCUAGACUUUCUCAAAUGGGAUCACCAUGCUACUAUAGACUGUGAAGUAAAGUGCUUUUAUAUAUGCAUUCUGUAAGUUAUGUCUAAAACACUUUCGUUUGAAGAUGAUAUAUUUUUUGUAUUGCUCUUUAAUACAAACUUGAAUAUAUUUUGAUAA
Cimex lectularius (bed bug) is the source of this 1221-nucleotide messenger RNA. It is a transcript of the gene elm, whose product is annotated as calcineurin B homologous protein 1. The transcript is spliced from 5 exons. Gene Ontology annotation, molecular function: calcium ion binding. Bases 193 to 762 code for a protein of 189 amino acids. The record is from RefSeq and is a predicted model, not a curated record. NCBI's taxonomy places the organism in Eukaryota, Metazoa, Arthropoda, Insecta, Hemiptera, Cimicidae.